Molecule: messenger RNA, 5142 nt
Organism: Microplitis demolitor
Lineage: Eukaryota; Metazoa; Arthropoda; Insecta; Hymenoptera; Braconidae
Product: ras-specific guanine nucleotide-releasing factor 2
Exons: 23
Coding region: 1-5142 (1713 amino acids)
Biological process (GO): positive regulation of GTPase activity; Ras protein signal transduction
Cellular component (GO): plasma membrane
Molecular function (GO): guanyl-nucleotide exchange factor activity; protein binding
Source: RefSeq, a predicted model, not a curated record
AUGUUGAGUCCGAAGAUGCAAAAAUCAGUCAGAGUGAAUGAUUCUCAAAUAUUAAUGCUAUCAGAACGAGCUCAUUAUGACAAUUCAUUAUCGGGUUAUUUACAUAAACGCACUGCUGAUUUAACUAAAUGGCAACUUCGUUGGUUUGUUCUUUAUCAGAAUUUAUUGUUUUAUUAUGACAAUGAAGCUUUUUUACGUCCAAGUGGUGUCAUUAUGUUGGAAGGUUGUUAUUGUGAUCGGCUUAUUACGACAACUAACACUGGAAAGGAAUCAGACAAAAAGUUUUGUUUCGCGAUAUCGUAUAGACGAGAAAACCAACGUCAAUAUGAAUUGAAAGCUGACACGGAAUCAAAUUGUAAAUUGUGGAUUGAUGCCAUCAGAGAUGCAAGUUUCAAUAAGCUUUUAUUACAAAAGGAAGAGCUGGAACAAAAACAUUUGCAUCUGUUACAAAUAGUGGAGAGCGAAAAAACAGCUAAAUGGCAAUAUACGCAGCAAUGCGAAGAACUAACGUUCGAAAUUAAAAAAUUACGCUCUGAGUUAUGUAUACUGAAACGAGAAUUGCAAUCAAAUUCAAAAUUUACUAUCGGUAUUAAAACUAAAAAUCGUCGUCAUCACCGGAGGCGUAAUUUAAUUAAUGUCAAUGGUAUUAAGAGUACAAAUUGUUCUGGUGUAUCAUCAUCAAAUACUGCUGGUAUUGUAGAUAUGGAGAAAAUAAAAAAAGUUCAAAGUUUUUUUCGCGGGUGGCUUUGUCGCCGUAGAUGGAAACAAAUUGUUGAACAGUAUAUUAAAAGUCCCCAUGCUGAAAGUAUGAGAAAAAGAAAUAGUUUGGUAUUUCGGAUGGUGGAAGCUGAGGAAGAAUAUACGGAUCAAAUGGAAGUACUUGUUAGUUGUUUUUUAAGGCCCUUUAAAAUGGCUGCUAGUUCAAAAAGACCGCCUUGUAGUCAUGAAGAUGUCAAUAGUAUUUUUUUAAACAGUGAGACGAUAUUAUUUCUCCAUCAAAUAUUUCUCAAAGGUCUUACCUCACGCAUGGAAAACUGGCCAACGCUUGUACUGGGUGAUUUGUUCGAUAUGUUACUUCCGAUGUUAUCAAUUUACCAAGAAUAUGUCCGCAAUCAUCAUUAUAGUCUACAAGUAUUAACAGAAUGUAAACAAUCUUCACCUUCGUUCGCCGCAUUACUAACGCGCUUAGAAAAUAAACCAGCCUGUCGGGGUCGGUCUUUAGAAACUUUUCUCACCUAUCCAAUGCACCAGAUUCCACGAUACAUUAUUACUUUACAUGAAGUAUUAGCUCAUACACCCCAUGACCAUGUAGAACGUAAAAGUCUUGAAAAUGCGCGGCAACAAUUAGAAGAUUUGUCACGACAAAUGCAUGAUGAAGUCAGCGAAACAGAAAACUUGAGAAAAAAUUUAGCUAUUGAGAGAAUGAUUGUUGAAGGAUGUGAUAUACUUUUAGAUGUUAAUCAAGUAUUUGUAAGACAAGGAACGCUUGUUCAAAUUUUGGACAAAUCUCAUGGAAGUAGUAGUAGUACUGGUGGAUUACUUUGGAGUAGAACAAGUGCGAUAACUUUUGGACGAAAAAAAAAUAAUAAUCAUAAUGGGGCAUUGAGACAGUGUUUUCUAUUUUCAAAUCAUUUAAUUCUUACAAUACGACAACAGUCUGAUGGGGAUGAUUUGGGUCGAUUAACUAUUGUACCUGGUACUGGUAAAAUUCCACUGUGUGAUGCGAUACUCAUAGAGGAUCCGAGUGAACAAACUAUAUCAGCAGCUGCGGCAUUUGACGAUGAUGAAAUAUCAGUUUGUUCCUUAUCAAGUGGCUCAACAGCAUCAGCAGUAUUUAGUGAAAGUAGUAGUAUUUUUUAUGGCAGUAGAAGUAGUAGUACUGGUGGAAAUACUUCCUUUGGAAACCGUGAUUUUAAAAUUAUGUUAGAUACUAAAUUAGGUGGUCCAUUAGUUACAAUUCAUCUUUUAGCUCCAACAAUGCAGGAAAAAGCUGCAUGGAUAAGUGAUAUAAGUCAAUGUAUGGAUAACGUACACUUUAAUAAUUUACUUGGUCAUUCAAUAAAUGGCGGUGGUGGAUCUUUGUCAUCAUCUUCAUCAGACACAAGUUCUGCAGUGAUAAUGCCGCAUUCAAUAAAGAAUGAUCCAAAAUUAUUUAAUGACGAUGUUGAUAUAAGAUUUAGCCAAACAUUAAACUCAUGCAAACUUCCACAAAUACGUUAUGCAACACCUGAAAGACUAUUGCAACGACUGACUGAUUUAAGAUUUCUCAGUAUUGAUUUUUUGAAUACAUUUUUAUUAACAUAUCGUGUUUUUACUGACAGUGUCACAGUGUUAGAGGCGUUGAAAAAAGUUUUUUAUAAUUCCGACUCUUCAGCUCAUUUGUCUUUUCCUACGGCAGAAACUUCUCAGUUAUCUAAUAAAGAUCAAGUAGCUUCGACUUCCGGUGCCAAUCAGCAUCAGUCCUCAAUGCUAGAUGAUCAAAAACAAAAUAGUUAUACAUUACGUAGAAUAAGCGGAGCUAGUUCUGUUUCUGGUUAUGAAUCGUCUGAAAUAAGUGAUUCGCGUGAUCAAGUAUUAGUACGUAGUAAUAAUUGUUCUUGUCAUCAUGAACCCAUUUUAUUAUUACCCAAGUCAAUAUCGACAUCAACAGCAUCAGCAUCAAAUAGUAACAAUAGUAAUUUUAAUUGUAAAUUUAAAGAAGAGGAAGAAGAUCAUCACCAUUACCAUCAUCAUUCAGUAUCUAAAAAUGAUGAUUGUUUAAGUAAAGCUAAAAAUAAUAAUGGCGAUGUUAAAUCAGGACAAUCUUUAAUAGAUAAACAGCAACAAUCAUCGACUGCCAAUAAUUUUAAUGUUAAAAUAGACAAUGAAAAUGAUAGUACGCUAUCAAGUUAUCUUACAAUACCUAAAGCCAAUAUGACUGGUUCUUCAUCAAGUUCUGAGACAUUAACAGUGGUCUUGCUAAUUGAUUUGCUGGUAGUCUUGCUAAUUAGUCUUACUAAUUGUCUUGCUAAUUAUCUUACUAAUUUUCUUUCUAGUGGUCUUGCUAAUUGUCUUGCUGGUGGUCUUGCUAAUUAUCUUACUAAUUGUCUUUCUAGUGGUCUUGCUAAUUGUCUUGCUAAUUAUCUUGCUAAUCGUCUUUCUGGUAGUCUUACUAAUUAUCUUGCUAAUUGUCUUGCCGGUGGUCUUGAUAAUUGUCUUGUUGAUAAUAUGAUGGUCAAUAAUACUCCACCAUCAGCUCCUUCAUCACCUAGCAACAAAAGCUCUAUUACUUUAAUUGACUCUACUGGUUGUGGUAAUGCUGCUGAUAGUAACGAUUCAUCAAAAGGUUUUUUUACUACCUCAAUUGAUGAUAGCCAUAAUUCAACACGUAAUGUUUCUUCGCCGGAACAGAAGAGAAAAAUUGAAAUUAUUGAAAAAAAUUUUUCUACUAAUGAUUCGCAGUCAAAUUAUUCACCAAAAACUCCUACUUCAAGAUCGAAAUUUACUGGGACUGUUACUGCCGAGACACCAAUUGGUUCUCGUAAAAAAUAUGACACAGAUAAAAAUGAGUCAUGGACAGUCACUGUGACGUCAGAUGACGACAGUUCAUUAUCUUCACCUUUAAUUAAUCAACCUCAUCACAAUCGUCGUCAUGUCGAACAACAGCAACAACAACAUCGAGCAUCCGUUGUUUCAGCUCCACCGAUAGCAACUUACGACAGUCGUCGUAGUAGUGGAUCGAUUUCGACUAUCGUGGGGAAUUAUUGGACUGGCAGAAGAUCAUUUCAAGAGGGUACUGGUAAAAAUUCAAAAUUGUCAUAUGGUUUUCAAUCUACGCCUCAUUAUCAUCAUGAUAUACCUCCACAAGUAUCUAGAAAAGCUGGUGUUGUUAUUACUAGUUCUCGUCAAAGCCACAGAAGGAGGAGUACAUCUACUGCAGCAGCAGCAUUCGCCAUAGCGACAUCAGCUUCCAGUAACCCACCAGAUAUUAUCAGUAGUAAAUCGUCUGAAUACUCAGGUGAUACCGCAAGUAGUAAAUUACAUCGUGUCGAUGGCGCGUGUAUUAUUGACAGAAAUCGACGCAAAGAGCCUAUUUCAACAGCAGCAACCAUGCGUGUAAUAAAUGUACUAAGACACUGGGUUUCUAAACACGCACAGGAUUUUGAGUUGAAUAAUGAACUCAAAAAUUUAACGAUAGAAUUUUUAGAAGACAUUGUAGACAAUCAAAAUUUGUUGCCAGCAGAGCAUAAGGCUGCUAAUCAAUUGUUGCGAUUGUUAAAUAAAGAAGAAUCUGAAAGUAAUAAAAUUGAUUUAGUCCGUUUAUUAUUACCACCGUCACCAUCGCGCACGAUACAAACUAAAGAAAAUAUUGAAACUCUGUCUGCACUAGAAAUAGCUGAGCAAAUGACUUAUUUAGAUCAUAAAAUAUUUAUAAAUAUUUCAAGCGAGGAAUUUCUUGGACAAGCUUGGAUGAAAGCGGACAAGACAGUUCGUGCACCUCACAUUAUAUUGAUGACAAAAAGAUUUAAUGAAGUGUCUCAAUUAGUUGUGUCGGAAAUUAUCCGAAGAUCAAAUUUAUCGGCCAGAGUUCUUGCCAUUGAAAAAUGGGCAGCAGUGGCUGAUAUUUGCCGUGUACUGCAUAAUUAUAAUGGCGUUUUGCAGAUAUGCGCUGCGUUUACCAACAGCAGUGUUUAUAGAUUGAAGAAAACUUGGGAAAAAGUUUCUAAAACGACAAAACAAACAAUUGAAAGAUUACAGAAUAUUGUUUCAUCUGAUGGGCGUUUUAGAAAUUUAAGAGACGCAUUGCAUCGUUGUGAUCCGCCCUGUAUUCCUUAUUUGGGCUUAUAUUUAACCGACUUGUCAUUUAUCGAAGAAGGUACUCCAAAUUUUACAGAUGAUGGCCUUCUUAAUUUCUCGAAAAUGCGGAUGAUUGCUCAUGUGAUUCGAGAAAUUCGGCACUUCCAACAGACGCCCUACAAAAUAGAGCUAAUAACUAAAGUAACAAACUACCUACUCGACACAACAUUACUUCUUGACGAAGAUGAUCUAUAUCGUAUGUCUUUGGAAAUAGAACCGAGAACCUCCAGACUCAGUAAUGCAACUUUUAUUAGUAUCCCUCCUACCACGAGCAUUAUUCACAACAAUCAAACUUCAACAAAAUAA